Messenger RNA from Phacochoerus africanus (Common warthog), 1319 nucleotides. RefSeq lists its product as uncharacterized. The transcript has 6 exons. The coding region runs from base 1 to 1032 and encodes 343 amino acids. The record is from RefSeq and is a predicted model, not a curated record. Lineage: Eukaryota; Metazoa; Chordata; Mammalia; Artiodactyla; Suidae.
AUGGGGAUCUCAUUUCAUCCAGCCUGCAGUGACGAGUUGGGGGGUGAGUGUGGGAGGGAGACCGACAAUAAAGGGACCUUAAAAUUAGAAAUAUUACAGUCACAGGCAGCACGGACCAAACUCUUCUCUGGUUUUCAUUUUGCCAGUAAAUCAGCUUACUACAAAUCUUCCUUGUGCAAAAGCUCUCAGCAGCUUCCUGCUGAUGUUUCAGGGCUCUUCUGUUACACCCUUCUACCUUCCCAGCACGAGAGAAAAUGCUUCUGCAAGAAGGAAUUAAUGAACAGAGCUGCAAAAGAAUGUGUGACGACCUCUCCUGACACGGCAAAAACUUUCCACCCAUGUCACGACAAAGGGGAGAAGAGGGUUCAAGGAAACAUUGUGCCUACUAAGUGCCAGAAAGAAAUGCUGAGGGAAUGGAAGAAGGCCUCCUUUCACAGAUACCAGCUAAAGCACUCAGCCCCCAAAUGCAGUGAUAGCCAUGACAACGACAACGGGUCGGGGGGGGGGGGUCCGUGUUCGCGAUCUGAACCUUUGGUACCUACAAGGAGGGUGUCUCACGGAACGGUAGCUAAGACCUCACCAGAACCGCGCGGAAGUGAGGAGUCACGGCCAAAGGCGCCCGCUGGAGCCUCCUCUCUGGGCCGGACCCCAGCCCGAGCGGCCGAAAGGAGCCCCCCGCCCGGAUCACAGCUGCCGCUGAAAUUCGCUGUGGCCGCUGCCUCUUCCCGCUUUAAUCCCAGACCUCCAGUCAUUGGGCAGCUCCUCAGAGGCAAGAAGUCAACACCAUGGCAACCCCACAAGCCUAUCAAAUCGCCGGCUGGUGUGACAGCAGCAACAAUGCAGGCAGGAGUGGGCUGGGCAGAAGAGCAGAGUGGCCACUGCGCUCAGGUAUAUGGUCUGGGAGUGGAGAGCAGCUGUCAGCCUCCACGGUCUAGCUACACAGAUGUGCACCACUCGGUUCAUACCCCUACCCCAAGUCCCCUAGUAGGUCUAGAGGAGGAGGAGGAAGAAGAAGAGGAGGGACGCAUGUAAGAUUGGAAGAGCUUCGGAAGAGUUUCAAGCUAAAAGUCAUCGAAGCCUAGAUAUUGUAAACUAAAGAUGCCCUGUGCCCCAAUAUUCCACGAAACCAAACCACACUAGGCAGCCUCAGAACUAAAUUUAAGUGGUUUGCACAAAGGUGUGGGGGUUUUCUUCACCAGUUCUUCUAUCACGUGCUUGAACAAAAGUAAUGAAACAUUCUGCUCUGGAGUUCCAAAAGGAUCAAAGAAACCAUGGCACUUUUACUGUCUGCUAAGUGUUGGAUUCUGAAAAAAAAAAAA